CCCCUUUCAUUGACAAUUGAAAUCAGUACGUGUCAGAUUACGAUUUUAUUUGUUAAUGUUUUAUUAAAUAUUGCAUUCUGUAAUUUGUUUUUACCGCUUAUUGUCAUCAACACAUCUAAUCAAGAUGACGAUGGCAGAGCAGCCUUGCUAUACGCUCAUCAAUUUUCCAACUGAUUCAGAGCCUUCAAAUGAAAUGCAAUUAAAAUUGGAUCUUGAAUAUGGAGACACGAAAACCAAAAUUGAAGCUCUGAAACGAACAAUCCACAUGAUUGCCAACGGCGAAAGACUGCCAAACCUGUUGAUGAUAAUUAUCAGGUUUGUGCUGCCGUUGCAGGAUCACACCAUCAAAAAACUGCUGUUGAUUUUCUGGGAAAUUGUACCUAAAACAACACCCGAUGGAAAACUGUUGCAGGAAAUGAUUCUUGUCUGCGAUGCUUACAGAAAGGAUCUACAACACCCCAACGAAUUUCUUCGAGGAUCCACUCUGCGAUUCUUAUGCAAACUGAAGGAGCCUGAACUUUUGGAGCCUCUGAUGCCAGCUAUACGCACCUGUUUGGAACACAGGCACUCCUAUGUUCGUCGCAACGCUGUGCUUGCUAUCUAUACUAUCUACAGGAACUUCGAGUUCCUGAUCCCGGACGCCCCGGAGCUGAUCGCCAACUUCCUGGAGGGCGAGCAGGACAUGUCGUGCAAGCGCAAUGCCUUCCUCAUGCUGCUGCAUGCAGACCAGGACCGGGCCCUCAACUACCUCGCCUCCUGUCUCGAUCAGGUCAACUCGUUCGGCGACAUCCUACAGCUGGUUAUUGUCGAACUCAUCUAUAAGGUGUGCCACGCUAACCCGACCGAGCGUUCGCGUUUCAUCCGCUGCAUCUACAAUCUGCUGAACUCUAGCAGUGCCGCUGUGAGGUAUGAGGCAGCCGGUACGUUGGUAACACUGAGCAGUGCUCCCACUGCCAUCAAGGCAGCCGCUUCCUGCUACAUCGAUCUCAUUGUCAAGGAAAGCGACAACAAUGUAAAACUGAUUGUUUUGGAUCGUUUGAUAGCUCUUAAGGAGCACCCGGCUCACGAAAGAGUCCUACAGGAUUUGGUGAUGGAUGUACUGCGUGUGCUAGCUAGUCCCGACCUGGAAGUCAGGAAGAAGACGCUGAAUUUAGCCAUGGAACUGGUUUCAUCGCGUAACAUUGAAGAGAUGGUGCUUGUUCUAAAGAAGGAGGUUUCGAAAACUCACAAUGUUGGUGAACAUGAAGACACUGGAAAGUAUCGACAGCUGUUGGUUAGAACUUUGCAUUCCUGCUGCAUUAAGUUUCCAGACGUGGCUGCAGCAGUUAUCCCAGUUCUGAUGGAAUUCUUGUCGGACACCAAUGAAAUGGCCGCCUCUGAUGUGUUGGUAUUUGUGAGGGAAGCUAUCCAGAAGUUUGAUCCGUUGAGACCACAAAUCAUUGAAUGCCUGCUAGAAUCGUUUGCAACUAUAAAGUCGGUGAAAGUACACCGAGCUGCUCUGUGGAUAUUGGGAGAGUAUACCACUUCGGCUGAGGAUAUACAGGCUGUUAUGGUACAGAUUCGGCAAACUCUUGGAGAGAUUCCGAUAGUUGAUGACGAGCUGAGAAAGGCGAGUGGCGAGAAAGGAGAAGAAGAAUCAGGUUUGAGUGGGGGAUCCACCGCUGGCCCCAAGCUUGUCACUUCCGAUGGAACAUACGCCUCGCAGUCAGCUUUCAAUACCACUCUGACAUCAAAGAAAGGCGAGGCAGCCCGCCCGCCGUUGCGGCAAUACCUGAUGGAUGGCGACUUCUUCAUAGGCGCCGCCCUAGGCACCACCCUGGCCAAGCUGGCCCUACGCCACAUGGCACUCGUUGCCGACCCUGUGCGACAGAACCGCUUCAACUCCGAAGCCAUGCUCAUUAUCACCUCUAUACUCAAUCUGGGCAGAUCUGGUUUGCCGAGCAAAGCGAUGACAAACGACGACGGCGAUCGGCUGCUGGUGUGCUUGCGCGUGCUUGCGACACCCGACUGCCCGCUGGUCAGCCAAAUAUUCACCCACAACUGUCGCGAGGCCCUUUCAGCCAUGCUUGCUGCCAACACUGAGGAGGACGCUAACACUCAGAAGGCCAAAGAAAAACCAGGCCUCCGCGUCCAGGCAGACGACCCAAUCGCCUUCCUGCAGUUGUCAUCUCGCGGUGGAGAGGGGGGCGCUGGGACAGGGGCCGCUGAGAACGUGUUCGAAGCCAGCCUCAGCCAGGCGGUGAUCGGGGGUGCAGGGGGCACGGGAGCAGGGGGCAUUCUGAUGGGGACCCCCCAUCCGCUCGCAUCCACCAAACUCAACAAGGUCACUCAGUUGACCGGAUUCUCCGACCCGGUCUAUGCCGAAGCCUAUGUGCAUGUCAACCAGUACGAUAUUGUGUUGGAUGUGCUGAUCGUCAAUCAGACUGGCGAUACCCUGCAAAACUGCACACUGGAAUUGGCCACCCUGGGUGACCUAAAGCUGGUGGAGAAACCGCAGCCAUGUGUGUUGGCGCCUCAUGACUUCUGCAACAUAAAGGCCAAUGUCAAAGUCGCCUCCACCGAGAACGGCAUCAUUUUCGGCAACAUCGUGUACGACGUGAGCGGGGCGGCUUCAGACCGUGUGGUGGUGGUGCUGAAUGACAUCCACAUCGACAUCAUGGAUUACAUCGUGCCAGCCACAUGCACCGACACUGAAUUCAGGCAGAUGUGGGCCGAGUUCGAAUGGGAAAACAAGGUCUCAGUGAACACAAAACUGACCGACCUUCACGAGUACCUACAACACCUGUUGCGCAGCACCAACAUGAAAUGCCUGACACCAAUGAAGGCACUGUCGGGCCAGUGCGGCUUCAUGGCUGCCAACAUGUACGCGCGCUCCAUCUUCGGCGAGGAUGCGUUGGCCAACCUGAGCAUCGAGAAGCCGCUGAGUAGCCGCCCUGACGCCCCCGUUCAGGGCCACAUCCGCAUCAGGGCCAAGAGUCAGGGCAUGGCCCUCAGUCUCGGUGACAAGAUCAAUAUCACACAGGCUAGUGGCGCGGGUGACAAGUCUCAGUAGAACGGGUCCGAAUUUCGAGAUGUAAUCAAGCUAAUUGUGAAUCUACUAAAGAUUAUAUAGAUUGAUUUCUAAAUGUUGAGAAAUAUUCAAUUUUUCACUGAUAUAUAGAUUGCUUUACUAGAGAAAGUUGAGUAAAUUGUUUAUUGGUAGUUACUGAGUGCCGGUUGCACAAAAGCCGGUUAAAUUUUAACCGUGAUUAAUUCCACGAGAACCAAUCAGAGAAGCCGUGUUUUCUGAAAGGCCUUCUCCGAUUGGUUUAGUGAAAUUAAUCACGGUUAAAAUUUAACCGGCUUUUGAGAACCAGAGAGGUAUUUUCUUAAAGGCCUUCUCUGAUUGGUUUCGUGAAAUUAAUCACGGUUAAAAUUUAACCGGCUUUUGAGAACCAAUCAGAGAGGUAUCUUCUAAAAGCUCUGAUUGGUUUAGUUAAAUUAAUCACGGUUAAAAUUUAACCGGCUUUGUGCAACCGGGCAUCAGUGUUGUAUGACAAGUCUUAGUAGAAUGGUUCCGAUAUGGAUGGAUGUUGAGGAAUUUUCAAAUUACUUGUGAAGGGGAGAUAAAUAUCGAGAAAUAUUCAAUUUUCUUCUUUAAUAUACUUUGAUUUAUUAUAAAUGAUGUAGAUUGAUUUAUUUAGGACCGGUUUCCGAGCUCGGGAUUUAGCUAAGUUCUAGACUUUGAAUAGCUGGAGUCAGAAAAUUGACUUUCCGAGACGGGGCAUAGUCGUAGCCCACGUUUAAAUUAAAUUUCGAAAAACUAGAAAGUUGAACACAAAAUAAAAGAAAGAGAAAAUAGUGUAAAGUUUCAGAUAUUUUGAAUUACUUUGUAAUGUUUCAUUUCGUCAAGGUAAAACGUUUCCAAUUAUAGAAAUAAUAAUAAUAAUUUCUCUGGUUGCCAAUGAAUUGCAACCAGAGGAGUUUAUUGACAAAACAUUUAUACAUAAUUGUUAUAUUAUACAUACAAAAUUGCUAAUACUAAACUUAGUUCUAAUUAUGAUACCCCACUAUAAUAAUAUGUGUCGGGGUGAUCAUAAUAUUCUUUUCUAGAACAUGUAUAAAAAAUGUAAUUAGUAAUUUUAGUUAUAAAGGUUUGUUAGUUAUUAAAUGAGAAAAUGAAGAUUAUCAUAAAAACUACGACCAUGCCCCGUUUCGGAAAGCAAAUUUUCUGACUCCAGCUGUUUAAAGUCUAGAACUUGGCUAAAUCCUAAGCUCGGAAACUGACCCUUACUAGAGAAAGUUGAGUAAAUUGUUUAUUGGUAGUUACUCGAUGUUGUAUGCAUCAUAAAAUAAUAGCUGGAUUUAAAGCUCUGUACAGACUUAUACCAUAGAGAAACAAUAGCAUAACUAGAUAUCCCAUGGUAUAAGGCGUAUAUGUCGCAACGUUUACUGUUUCAAGCCCAUGUGCUCAUGUAAUUCUUUCCCUUGAAGCUGUGUGACACUGGUAGUCUCUCAUACUGUGCCGUUCAUACACUCUCACCCCAACAAAACAGUAAAAUUCGACAAUAGUCAACAGUAAUCGGCUUGAGAUAACAGUAAAGGUUGCGACAUAAACGCUCUAUAUCAUGGGAUAUCUACUCACGCUAUUGUUUCUCUAUGCUUAUACGCCACGAAAACACGCCAUACGAUUUUCAUCAGCUGAAGAUAUGCUUAUUUCAUAAGUGUAUUCAGCAUAUAAAUACACUAUUAGUUCUGUGAACAGUAGUCCUCA
Molecule: messenger RNA, 4753 nt
Organism: Nilaparvata lugens (brown planthopper)
Lineage: Eukaryota; Metazoa; Arthropoda; Insecta; Hemiptera; Delphacidae
Gene: betaCOP
Product: coatomer subunit beta
Exons: 17
Coding region: 125-3052 (975 amino acids)
Biological process (GO): intracellular protein transport; endoplasmic reticulum to Golgi vesicle-mediated transport; intra-Golgi vesicle-mediated transport
Cellular component (GO): COPI vesicle coat; cytoplasm
Molecular function (GO): structural molecule activity
Source: RefSeq, a predicted model, not a curated record